This is a messenger RNA of Coregonus sp. 'balchen', 1284 nucleotides long. NCBI's taxonomy places the organism in Eukaryota, Metazoa, Chordata, Actinopteri, Salmoniformes, Salmonidae. The record is from the annotation of a GenBank genome assembly.
AUGGCCACCGCGGCUUCCAAUCCCUAUCUGUCCAGCAAUAGUAUCCUCUCGUCCGGCUCGAUCGUGCAUUCUGACUCUGGAGGCGGUGGUAUGCAGCCGGGCAGUGCUGCGGUUACCUCGGUGUCUGGUGGAUACAGAGGAGACCCCACAGUUAAGAUGGUACAGAGUGACUUCAUGCAGGGAGCUAUGGCAGCGAGCAACGGAGGACAUAUGUUGAGCCAUGCCCAUCAGUGGGUGACAUCCCUGCCGCACGCCGCCGCUGCGGCAGCUGCAGCCGCUGUAGCAGCAGCCGAAGCCGGAUCGCAUUGGUCGUCGAGUCCCGUCGGUAUGACAGGCAGCCCUCAGCAGCAGGACGUGAAAAACAACUCGGGCAGAGACGAUCUACACACGGGCACCGCGUUGCACCACAGGCCCCCACACUUAGGUCCCCAUCAGACUCACGCAGGGGCUUGGGGGAGCACAACUGCGGCUCACCUCAACUCGAUAUCCGGGGGACAGCAGCAGCAGCAGUCGCUGAUCUACUCCAACCCCGGGGGCUUCACGGUGAAUGGAAUGCUCAGUCAACCAGGGAGCCAGAGCCUGGUGCACCCGGGUCUGGUAAGGGGGGACACCCCAGAGCUGGACCACGGCAGCCACCACCACCACCAUCACCACCAGCAUCCGCAUCACCAGCAGCAACACCACGGAGGGGUGAACAGCCACGACCCGCACUCCGACGAGGACACACCGACCUCGGAUGACUUGGAGCAGUUCGCCAAGCAGUUCAAACAGCGCCGGAUCAAACUCGGCUUUACGCAGGCGGACGUGGGCUUGGCCCUGGGCACCCUGUACGGGAAUGUCUUCUCUCAGACCACCAUUUGUCGGUUCGAAGCUCUCCAGCUCAGCUUCAAAAACAUGUGCAAGCUGAAGCCACUGCUAAACAAAUGGCUGGAGGAGGCGGAUUCUACCACUGGCAGCCCGACCAGCAUCGACAAGAUAGCGGCGCAAGGAAGGAAGCGAAAGAAGCGCACGUCCAUCGAAGUAAGCGUGAAGGGAGCUUUGGAGAGCCACUUCCUAAAAUGCCCCAAACCCUCGGCCCAAGAGAUAACCUCACUAGCGGACAACUUGCAGCUGGAGAAAGAAGUGGUUAGAGUGUGGUUUUGCAAUAGGAGACAGAAGGAGAAAAGGAUGACGCCCCCAGGAGUGCCACAGACGCCGGAGGAUGUGUACUCGCAGGUCGGCAAUGUGAGUGCAGAUACACCGCCCCCCUCCAUGGACUGCAAACGAAUGUUCAGUGAGACAUAG